AAUCCUUUUAAACGGUUCCAACACUCAGUAUUUACAUAUAAAUAUUGCAGCAAAACCACCAACUUGAGGGUUAUUGACACAUUUCAAGGUGGUGGUAAUCUCUGAGCAAAAGAAAUAGUAAUCUGGUUUAUAGAACAAAGCUGACAAAAAGAUAUAAGAGAUUAUGAGUGCGGUCGGCCUCGUUCUGCUGGUGUUGUCUUCUUGUUGCUUGUCUUUGCUGGAUUCCCAACAGAUCACUCAUCCUCUUGAUGUUAGUGCUCUGCACGCUGUUCGUCGCAAACUGAAGGACCCUAUGAAUCAUCUUCAAGACUGGAAAAAGACGGAUCCAUGCGCCUCUAAUUGGACUGGUGUUUUCUGCAUCGCUGAUCCUUCCGAUGGCUAUCUUCAUGUUAAAGAGUUGCGGUUGCUGAAUUUAAACCUCACAGGAACACUUGCACCUGAACUCAGCCAUCUAGCGAACCUCACCAUAUUGAACUUCAUGUGGAACAAUCUAACGGGUCAGGUUCCACCAGAAGUAGGCAACUUGACUCAUCUCAUCUUCUUGCUGUUAAGUGGAAAUCAACUGACGGGGACUUUGCCUCAAGAACUCGGCUCUCUUUCCAAUCUCUUAAUCCUUCAGAUAGACUACAACGGCAUCAGCGGAGACCUUCCAACGUCCUUAGCAAAUCUGAAAAAACUGAAGCACUUCCACAUGAACAACAACUCAAUCACGGGUCAGAUUCCCCCUGAGUACUCUUCCUUAUCUGACGUUCUGCACUUCUUGAUGGACAAUAACAAGCUAACUGGAUAUCUUCCACCUGAGCUCUCUCAGAUGGCAAGCUUAAAAAUUAUACAACUGGACAAUAACAACUUUGUUGGGACAGAGAUCCCAUCUUCCUAUGGAAAGAUACCCAAUCUCGUCAAACUGAGUCUCAGAAACUGCAAUUUAGAAGGACCCGUUCCUGAUAUGAGCAGAUCACCGGUUCUCUAUUACUUAGAUUUAUCUUCCAACAAACUCACAGGAGAGAUUCCCAACAAGAGGUUUUCUGGGAACAUCACAACUAUUAACCUGUACAACAAUAUGCUCAACGGAUCCAUCCCUUCAAAAUUUUCAGGCCUUGCACGUUUGCAGAGACUGUCUCUGAAGAACAACAACUUAAGCGGGGAGAUUCCUGUGAUAUGGGAGAAGAUUAGCUUUACUGCAGAGGCGAAACUGAUCCUGGACUUGAGGUACAACUUGUUUACAAAUGUGUCAAACGUUCUAAACCCUCCUUCCAAUGUCACGGUCAAGCUUUACGGAAACCCAGUUUGUGCAAGAGUAAAUGAGCCAAACAUAGCUGAUCUCUGUGGCGUCUCAACAGCAGUAGACGUGGUGGAAUCUCCUGGAAGUUCUUCGGACAACUCGAGCAGCACGGGAGAAUGCAAACGACAAUCCUGCCCCGUGAGCGAAAACUACGAAUACGUGAUUGGUUCUCCAGUUCCAUGUUUCUGCGCUGCACCAAUUGGGAUUGGACUUCGGCUUAGGAGUCCAAGUUUCUCUGACUUUCGACCUUACACAGUGGCCUAUAUGCUCGAUGUGGCAUCCAAUCUCGGGAUAAAUCUCUAUCAGCUGUCUAUUGAAUCAUUCUCGUGGCAAUCGGGUCCAAGGCUAGCCAUCAACAUGAAGGUUUUUCCAGAUUUGAACAGUAAAUUCAACUCAACGGAGCUUCCACGCAUUGUUGACUUCUUUGCAACUUUCUCUCUGGAUACCGACGAUUCUCUUGGCCCCUACGAGAUUAUCUAUAUCAACCUCCUGGGUCCUUACAAAGACGGUAAUAGUAUAAUAAUAGUGUCUUGUCUACUCAGCAACUUUAACAAAAUCCUAUUGUGUGAACCAAAAGAGUACGUAAAGUUUUGUGUGUGUUGCAUGCAUGUAGUUACUCUCAACUUAUACCCGAGUAAGUCGGGAAUGAGCAAAGGUGUCAAAAUUGGAAUCAUUGUAGGAGGAACCAUUGCUUUCUUCCUUGGCUUAUCCUUUCUAGCAUUGCUCCUCUUCUUCAUCAAGAGAAAAGCUAAGCAUGUCCAACAACAACAAGAGCCGAUCCCUAAAUCUCCAAUGAACAUGGAAAGCGUGAAGGGUUACAAUUUCAUGGAACUUGAUACAGCAACAAGCAGUUUCAGUGACCUGUCUCAGAUUGGCAGAGGAGGCUAUGGGAAGGUCUACAGAGGGCAUUUACCAUGUGGCCUGAUUGUGGCGGUCAAACGUGCAGAGCAAGGAUCUCUUCAGGGCCAAAAAGAGUUCUACACAGAGAUCGAGUUGCUCUCACGGUUACACCACCGAAACCUUGUUUCUUUGCUUGGCUACUGCGAUCAGAAAGGAGAACAGAUGUUGGUAUAUGAGUUCAUGCCCAACGGUUCUCUUCAAGACGCACUCUCUGCGAGGUUCAGAGAGCCGCUGAGUUUCGGGCUAAGAUUGAGAAUAGCACUGGGGUCAGCGAGGGGGAUAUUGUAUCUGCACACAGAGGCGGACCCGCCAAUAAUCCAUCGAGACAUCAAACCCAGCAACAUUCUUCUGGACAACAAGAUGAACCCUAAAGUGGCAGACUUUGGAAUCUCAAAGCUCAUAGCACUAGACGGUGGAGGUGUGCAAAGGGAUCACGUAACUACCAUCGUCAAAGGCACCCCUGUAUGUCGUUGUUCCUAAUAAUAAGGAUACGUGGAUCCAGAAUACUACUUGAGCCACAGGCUGACAGAGAAGAGUGACGUGUACAGCAUGGGGAUUGUGUUUCUGGAGAUUCUGACAGGAAUGCGCCCAAUCUCACACGGGAGGAACAUCGUCCGAGAGGUGAAGGAAGCGUGGGAAGCCGGGAUGAUGUUGUCGGUGAUAGACGAGAGCAUGGGGCAGGACUACUCUGAGGAGGGGGUGAAGAGAUUCAUGGAGCUGGCCAUCAGAUGCUGCCGGGAUGACCCAGUAGAGCGCCCAGGGAUGCUGGAGAUCGUGAGGGAGCUCGAGAACCUGUUUACAAAGGAAGAGAAGCCAUAUUCAAGCCCGUCGGUGCAAUCCUCUGCUUCAGGCUUCUUCGCUGCAGGGCUUGGCUCUUAUAAUAACCACAGUACAUUCUCACAAUUCACAGCUAACGAACUCGUCAGUGGCGUCAUCCCCUCCAUCGCUCCCCGCUAAUAAUAUUUCUUCUUUAUUGUGUGUUCAGUUCUUUAGGUGUGCAGUUUGCUUCCCCGUUCUCUCCUACUUAUUGUAUUAUAUAAGCAAAACAAUGAGGAAAAAGCCAAUAAAGCUAUCUUUUUUUUUUU
Molecule: messenger RNA, 3267 nt
Organism: Brassica napus (rape)
Lineage: Eukaryota; Viridiplantae; Streptophyta; Magnoliopsida; Brassicales; Brassicaceae
Product: probable LRR receptor-like serine/threonine-protein kinase At5g37450
Exons: 19
Coding region: 164-2662 (832 amino acids)
Biological process (GO): protein phosphorylation
Molecular function (GO): protein binding; ATP binding; protein kinase activity
Source: RefSeq, a predicted model, not a curated record